AUGUCCUCCUCCUCCUCCCCCUCCCCCUCCUCCCCCACCUCCCCUCACCCAGAAGCCGAGGAGCCAGGCUAUCCAGAUCGAACAUUCACAACACAACACCUCCCCUGCGAUCCCACCUGCACUCUCACAUUCUCCGAAGCCGGUCCUUCCCGCUACACCCACGCCCCAGAACCAUACACGAAAGCGAUCCCACUGAUCACCUCUCCUCUCACCCGUUCAUCCCUUUCCACCGCAGCCGCACAUCUUCGUUCCAACCAGCUCGUCUCGUUCCCCUCCGAAACAGUCUACGGUCUCGGUGCAAACGCUUUAUCCCAAUCCGCCGUUUCCAAAAUCUACGCCGCUAAGAAAAGACCUGCGGAUAACCCGCUGAUCGUCCAUGUUUCGGACCUAUCUAUGCUCGACACCCUUCUUCCCGCCACCUAUCAACUCGGUGCAGCAUACGAAGCGCUGGUCAAAGCCUUCUGGCCAGGAGCACUGACGCUUUUGUUUCCCGUGGAUGUGGACAAGCCAGCGGUGCCGAGCGUGGUAACGUGCGGACAUGCGAGUGUUGCCGUUCGAAUGCCCUCCCAUCCGAUAGCCAGAGCGCUUAUUGCAACCAGUCGCUUACCGAUCGCGGGUCCGAGUGCGAAUGCCUCUGGUAGACCGAGUCCCACUACGGCGGCACAUGUUAUGCGUGAUCUUGGUGGUGCGCUUGAUUCUCAUCCCAACCAAGAGGCUGGUCGAGAGCACAAGGGGAGGUUGAAGUAUAUUUUAGACGGAGGACCGUGCCAAGUGGGUGUCGAGAGCACCGUCGUCGAUGGCAUCACAGCGGAGAAUGAGUUAAGGGUCUUACGACCGGGUGGUGUGACAGUGGAGCAAAUCGAACAGGUGUUGAAAGAAGCAGGAUUGCAAGACAUCCUGAAAUUGUCCGUUUACGGCAAAGAUAUGCAAAGAAGUUCAGAACAAGAAAGUAAGCCAACAACACCAGGGAUGAAGUAUAAACAUUACAGUCCUACUGCUCCAGUUGUCAAGCUUUUGUCAACUAAACUCUUCCCUAGUGCCAUCGCUCGACCUUACCAUUCUAAUGCAACUUCAUCGACUCAAGCGCUGAACUCGCUCAUCAACCAAUCCCCUAAUUCAACACGUACAACGCCUCAAACUUUCGCCAAGGUCGUUCGGGAACAGAUUGCCUCCCUCCUCACCUCUUCCAACGCUGGAACAGGAAUGAUCAAUAUCGGACUAAUGACUACUCGGGACUCAGACCUCUCCCGACACAUCUUUUCUUCCUUCACCGCUUCUCUCUCCGUACACGAUAGUAGCGGAGAGAGUAUUCAUCGCCUUCUCCUCCCCCCACGCCUCCUGAUUGGAUGCGAAGGAGUCAUGAUACACCCCUUCGACCUCGGACCUUGCACCACAACAGAGGUGUACGCACAACGAAUGUUCGAUGGACUUCGAACCCUCGAUGAAGGUCCAUUACUCGGAGGAGUAGGGCGGUGCCAUCUGAUCUUUGUAGAGGCCCUAGACGAUGCAGGAGUUGGGUUGGCAGUGAUGAAUAGACUCAACAAGGCUGCCAGUGCUACUGUUCUAUUGGAUUGCUAG
Messenger RNA from Ustilago hordei, 1578 nucleotides. RefSeq lists its product as uncharacterized. The transcript has a single exon. Gene Ontology annotation, cellular component: cytoplasm. Gene Ontology annotation, molecular function: double-stranded RNA binding; nucleotidyltransferase activity; tRNA binding. Bases 1 to 1578 code for a protein of 525 amino acids. The record is from RefSeq and is a predicted model, not a curated record. Gene Ontology annotation, biological process: regulation of translational fidelity. Lineage: Eukaryota; Fungi; Basidiomycota; Ustilaginomycetes; Ustilaginales; Ustilaginaceae.